UUUUUAAUAGUCAAACAUUUUUUAUACAUUACUAAUGCGGUAUUAAUACUCAUUUAGUCUUAUUAUUGCAUUUAAAGUAACAAAUUUCACUACUUGUCAUAAAUGAGUUAGUACAGUCUUUUGCCGUCCAUUUAAUAUCUAUGCGGGUAUUUCUCUGAACUGGUCCGCUCAGACUGACGAAUACGACCUGCUGUUAUGCGUUCCUCAUUGGAGAAGUACAGUUUUAAAGUGGUCUUCAGAGAGCCGCCUCCACCAUGACAUCACUUUUCCUGCCGGAAGACUGCGAACGCGGAAAGACCUCCGCGAGGAUUCUCCAUCCACCGUUCGCGCAAACGGGAAAUGCAGCCCAUUUGCUGAUUUAGCCAGAACACGGCACUGUAACUGUUCUCAUUUUCGUGCCCGUGUCGUGCUGCAUUUUGUACGCGUUAUCUUGCACGGCAGACGCUGACAAAUGAGAUUUCUCUUCCUCUCCCAGCGAUCAUCGUCUUCCCUUCUGACUCUGAUGCGAUAGCAGUGCAUGCUGCGGGAAGGACAGAAGUAUGGGACAGGUCUCUCGCAAUACACGCUGCUGUCUGCUUUCCCAGCUGCCAGAGGCCUCGUUCAUGCACUGCCUGAGACCCACGUAGCCAGCGCUGCAACCUUUAAGGUUGUGUCCUCUGAAACAGAGACUGCAGAAAGCGGUUGGCCAAGGGAGACAUUGCUGCUUCUGUCUGUUCUACGCUGAGGGAAACCAGACCCGCAGAUGGAAAUGUCUGAAGAAACAGAGCUCCGAGAGUGUGACGAGGCUUUUGAGUCAGAAGAGGGAGACAUCGAGCCGUAUCUGGACGAGCCCGAGAGCAGCAGGGAGCUGCUGGAGAGGCUCCGGGAGCUCGAGGCAGAGAACUCGGCCCUCGCCUUGGCAAAUGAAAGCCAGAGAGAGGCGUACGAAAGAUGUCUGGAUGAGGUGGCUAACCAUGUGGUACAAGCCCUGCUCAACCAAAAGGACCUGCGAGAGGAGUGCAUUAAGUUGAAGAUGCGAGUGUUUGACCUGGAGCGGCAGAACAGGACACUGACGGAGCUCUUCCAUCAGAAGCUGCACAGUCAGUCCAGCACAGCGCAGCAGCUGCUGCAGGCAUCCCACACAGAACACCACACCGAGACCCAGCUUCAAGGUCCUGACAGGCUCACCGAAGCACACAGUGAAGCUCAGGCCAAGAAUAACGAGGACUCCCUAUCGAAUGGCACAGCAGACACUCGAGCCCCACCCACCUCCAUGGAAGCUCUUUCCCCAUUUUUUAAGAAGAAAGCACACAUUCUGGAGGUGCUUCGCAGAUUGGAGGAGACAGAUCCUCUGAAGUUCCAUCCUUGCCCAGGCCUCACUUCUUGUCAUGAAUUUAAUCAGGCCCUAAUCCCUGCAGAGGCUGUCCUUGUCCCCAGUGGUAUCUCCAUGCAACCAAAGGCACACCAGCCCACCUGCCGCCAUUCCUGCUCAGAUUCUGACAUACACGAGUACCCAAAUGGUGAGGGGACACUGCCGGAAGAUCACAGCCUGGAGCGUGAGAGCUGCCAGUCAUGUCUAAUGCUCUCCCAGAAGAGUUUGGCCAGUGUAUUGAAGUGUAACCAAGGCCAAAUUGCCUCACACAACAGCAGAAGUGAAGAGCUCGGUGGGCUGAGGUGGUCAGAAGUGCAUGGAGCCUCUGCGCACAACACAGACUUCCAGACAACUGUCCCUCUUGCUGAUGAUGGAGACAGGAUUUGUGUGCUCAGCACUUCAGCAGAACAAAAUAGUCUUUUCCCAGGAAACAGGGACAAGAAGUCUGAGGAGCCCCCGCAACUUGGAAGCAGAGAUGGUUACCUCUAUUCAGGACUUAAAGAUGCUGGCCUGAAUGACGCAUCUAACGGAGAACCGAAGGACACCCCAGUCCUAGGAGAGUCUAAGACCUCAGAUCUCCAUGAGAGUUGUUCCAACAAGUUGUCUACCUUUGCUUUUGUGCUGCAGUGUAAAACUCCACGGAGUGAAGCAAUUGAUCUUCCUCUAACAGAGAGUGUAAAGCACAUUAAUACUGGAGAUGUCCAGGACUUGAGCACAGGCCAGGUUGAUGGAAUGGAUGAGUGUUACUUUGAGGUUGCUGCUGAAGCAGCUAAUGUGAAAAAUGACUUGUACACCAUUACUUCAGACACACCAGUUCCUGAGGUGACUGACAGCUCCCAGAGUGAAUAUUGUGAACAAGAGGGUAGGGAGAGCAAAAAGCUUUAUUACUCCUCUAAUGAGGCAUCUGUCUUCAAAAAAGUAGCAGUAGAUUCUUACCUUCCAGUCCCUGCACUUGAGAAAAAUGGCACAACGCAGCAGUCUCCUGUUGAGAAAACAAAACUUGUGCUUAGCCCCACUUCUUUUAAUGAAAUCAAAUCCUCACCAGUCUCCUCUCCGUCCAGGCUGCUGAAGUUCCUCAAGAUCCCCACAAUUGGAGAACGAGCACAAGCCACAAAUCCACUUCGACUCAGCCCUCAGCUCACUCGUAGUUCUAAGAUCCCCUGUCGAAACAACAAUUAUGAGGUGCACCAUUCUCCUGUUACAGGCCGUAAAGCCACUACAACUGAAAGGGACAGGCAACCUCAAUCUUCAAGGACUGACUCCUACCCCGUGACACAUUCUGCUCCCACCUCCCCACCAAAGCCUGAGGAUUCGUGUUCACCCACUGCCAGAGAAAUUAAUUUCAGUAGUCACUCUGCACCAAAAGCCAGCCAUAGUUCCAAGAUGGUUCAGUCUUCUCAGUCACAAAGGGGCUGCCAGAAGAUGCCCCAUUAUGAGAAUGUCUCUGAUGUUUCUACAUCCUACCAUGUAGAUUCCUCUCCUCAGUUCUUUGAGGGGCAAAACGCAUCCCAUUUCCUUCCCUAUUCCCAAAGUGAAAGUUGCAAUGAGGAUCAACCCAAACUGCUAGAGGAGAAGAUGCUUAGUCAUUCUUUCCAGCAACCCAGUGUGUCACCCACAGUUGACCAACACUGUGAUUUCUCUCCCUCAGAUACUGACACUGACACUGAGAGUGCAGAUUGGUAUAAAAUUCAUGAUCACCACGGCCUUCCAACAUCUUCUGUGCCCCAUAAAGUCCAGGGUUCUGAACUUCUGCCACCCCAAAGUGGUGCUCAAAGAGGUGAGCCACCUUCCAAGAAAAGUAUAACUGGGAAACCACCAAGUGAAUCCAGUCAUCAUUUAUUUAAGGAACGCUUGGCAGCUCUUGGUAAGCUGAAAAGCACGGAGGAUUUGAAUGUCAAUGCACCACCCAUGGACAAAAAAGAUUUACAAUGUAAUGUUGGUAAGGCGGUGUCCUCCUCCACUGGCGAAAAAAGUAAAACUGCUGAAAGGCAAAGUGAUCAUAAUGCAGCAGAAAAUAAACAAUCAAAAUACACAGACUCACUUGAUGGUAAACCUUACCACAAGCAUAACCCUAGUAACCAUCCCAUCAAGUUCCCAGGACCUAUUCAGCAGUAUGAGUCAGGAAACAAACCAGUAAACACCAGCUCUCCAGCCACUAAGACAGAGGUAGAGACUUUUUCCUCUAAAAUAUAUGUAGCAAAGGCAGAGGGCCCAAAGAUAAAGGUAAACAUGCCAUCUUCAUGCUCAGAACCCCCACAGGUUUUGCGCAAUUACAUGAAAUGUAGCACCACACAAAACCCACCUUACAGUAGCAAAACAGCCCCAAGCCCUCAGAGUAGUCCCACUAAGGUCCCAUCGAAAUCUCCUUCCAAACCUGGCCAGGUCUCUUCCAACCCCAGAGCAGCUAAACCUUUCCAGGAUGACCGUAUCUCACAAAAGCCGUCCCCUCGAGCAGAGGACAAAAAUAGACUCACAGCCAACAAGAAGAAGAGCUCUGCCUAUGCAGAAAAUCUUCCGCCAGCUCCUCCAAGGCCAUCAGAAGUCCUCGAUGACAGAAGACCCUUUGCUUCUGGUCCUCAAUCAGCUAUUGAACAGAAGGUUAUGAAAGGCAUUGAAGAGAAUAUGCUGAAGCUGCAGGAGCAAGAUCGUGGUCACAUGGCAGAGGUAAAACAGAAGGCUUCCAAUGGCAUUGCUAGCUGGUUUGGCCUCAAGAAGAGCAAGCUUCCAGCCCUUAAUCGCAAACCAGAAAUGUCCAAGCUCAAGCUCAGCAUGCCAUCUGCAAGCAAGGAGGCCAAGGCUGCUGCCAAGAAGAAACUAGAGGUGGAAAGUCUGAACAUCUCCAAAUUGAUGGAAAAAGCUGAGGAUUUGCGCAGGGCCCUAGAGGAAGAACGGGCCUAUGUGAAUGGGGUAGCACUGGACCGUCCCGGGAGAGGUCAUUCCUGUGAGGUGGUGAUGGAUCAGGCCCAGGGACAGCUGUCAGUCAUGUACAGAGGAAUGUCAUCGGACAAUUUUAUGCAGCAGCUGUUAAACCGAGUGGAUGAGCGGGACAGUACCAGCUUUAGCUUGGCUCCCCGACGUCUCUCCUUUGACUCCAAGAAGUCCCGACCCCUUUUCGGCCAUCAGAAGAAUGGCAUCAGUAAUACUAAGAGCAAAGAGGAGAUGGAGAAGGGUUCUGAUUUGGUCAGUAAAGAUGUUCCAUCAGAUGACAGCCUGGCAGAGUCCAUAAGUUCUCAACAUUUCACAGGUUCUGGUUCUUCCAUGCGCACUCUUGACAGUGGCAUAGGCACCUUCCCUUUACCAGACUAUGCUGGUGGCGCAGUGGUGAAAAGUGUCCCCAAGUUUAAGUCCCAAGGAGAGCAGGAGUUCCUUAGCUCCCAGGGUAAACUCGGACCGGUGACAAAGGCCCCACGCAAGGCCCACACUUUAGAGAGGGAGCUGUCGGCCUUGGAGGAAGUGAAUACCUGUGCUUUGUAUGGCUCUGCACUAGAGGAAAAGGAUUUGAGCAUUCAACUCUCCAACACAAUCCACGAAGAUGUUGACGAUUACGAAGCUGAUAUGCAAUCUCCGCCCUCUAAAAACUGGACUUUCCCAAACCUGAAACCGACAACAGGGCCCACUGACAUGUACCUGGGUGUCAAAGAGGAGACGGAGACAGCUCCCCAUGGGACACCCUUUAGGAGGAGCGCAAGAGCUUGCGGCCCCCCUGCACCUCAUGAAGCUGACCCUGCCAGCUUACCGCUUCCCCCUCAGGUUGGACUAGGCCGCCGAGGCAAAAGUCAAACCCCUAUAACCCCAGAGAGGAAUAAGGAUGGGGGUGUAGAGCUGAUUAAGGAGCGGCCGGAAGAUAUCCUCUCCCCGAGUCGCCCCCCGGCGCUGGAGACCCCCGAGUCUCUCAGCGACUCAUUAUAUGACAGCCUUUCCUCCUGCGGCAGCCAAGGAUGACACAUGUACAUACAGAUAUAAACGCACACGCACCACCCACAAACAUGCACAGAUGUAUUCGUCACCCCUGCUGCAGCACAUUUGUUUAGAGCAAAAAAGAGGCACACAGGGGGUCAUGUCCAUGGCUGUUGUGACUGCUGUCACCCUGGAGGACCUUGCCUUGGCUACACACACCCUCACACGUGAAAGACAGAGGACCUCAUCCCACGCUUCUCCUCGGGCUCACUAACAUUGAGCCUGAAGGAGCGGAUGUAUGCUGCCACUGAGCUGAAGGAAAAUGCUUUCCUUAGACACACCUGCACUUCCCUCCAUUAGAGAAGGAUAGGUAUUUAUUCAGCAAAUGGGGUCCACGUCCACUUGAAAAAUAUCAUACAUUGCAGAAAUCACCUCAGGACAGUGGGCGAUUUCAUGGAAUGAUUUUAGACUUCAUUGUAAAACAGAUUUCAACAUUAGCCAUAAAACAUUGGGCAGCCUACAGUUUGACUGAAACAGAUACUACCGCACUAAUUUGUCUAUUUUCCUUUACCUUUUUUGUAAUAUGUUGUUAUGAUUCAAAGCAAGCUUCCAUCCAUUUAUUGUUUUCAGUAUUUUAAAAUGUGAAUGUCACUGUUGUGUUUUACUUUGCUGUUUAUUAUUUUUUUAACUUAAGAGAAAAAUUUUUGCACAGAGACUGACUCUGUUUUCUCCAAAUAAACAAGUUAAUGUCAGGAGGUCUG
Molecule: messenger RNA, 6009 nt
Organism: Scleropages formosus (Asian bonytongue)
Lineage: Eukaryota; Metazoa; Chordata; Actinopteri; Osteoglossiformes; Osteoglossidae
Product: nck-associated protein 5-like
Exons: 15
Coding region: 743-5293 (1516 amino acids)
Biological process (GO): microtubule bundle formation; microtubule depolymerization
Cellular component (GO): microtubule plus-end
Source: RefSeq, a predicted model, not a curated record